Molecule: messenger RNA, 2034 nt
Organism: Nicotiana tabacum (common tobacco)
Lineage: Eukaryota; Viridiplantae; Streptophyta; Magnoliopsida; Solanales; Solanaceae
Source: RefSeq, a predicted model, not a curated record
AUGGAGUGUUUUGGAGUCAAUAAUGUGAAGAAAACGUCCAAUCAAGAAGCACCCGAGUGGAAAGAAGCAAAAUGUGGAUUGGGUUUGAAUCCACCACGACUGCGGUGGACAGUGGUUGGACGCGACAUGCCACAGACACGAGGCAGAAUGUUUGGCUCUCACUGCGGUCGCGCCGCGGUCUACCGCGGCCGCGGUGAACUGUGUAUGCCUAGGAAUUCUUCGAGGACUGGAGAACUGCUUGAAGGACUCUCAGACCCCGAGAAAACAUUCAGGGAUGAGCCAACUGACCCAAAAGUCAGAGUGGUGGCACCUCUUGUGCCAGAAGCUGCACUUUAUGAAUGGGCACAACUAAUAGCUGACAACCUGGCCAUUGCCAUUGUUAAUAAGGGACUGUUCUCCGGGUCAUACAUUGAAGACCCUCAACAACAUUUGAAAAAAUUUCUGUCGAUUUGUGUGACCCAAAAGCAGCCAAAUGUGACCCCAGAAGCUAUUAAGUUGUUACUGUUCCCGUUCUCUAUUGAUGAGAUACAACAGUACAAGCAGCAGCCUACUGAGACCUUGCAGGAAACUUGGGAAAGAUUUAAAGGGAUGCUAGUGAAGUGUCCCCACCAUGGUAUUCCAGACCAGAUGCUCGGCCAGAGAUUCUACAUGGGGUUAGCAGACAAUCUAAAGGCCAAUGUAGAUGCUUUAGGUGGGGGUGCAUUUCUGAGUAAUACAUUCACCGAGUGCAAAAUCCUUCUUGACAAGAUGUCCCAGAAUUCGAGGUGGAUGACGAAGGGCACAACACUAGCACUAAUAGUGCAUUUAGUUCUUCUUGACCCAAAUAAUUCGCAUGCAGAGAACAUAGCCACACUCAUGACUCAGAUGAGUAUAUUGACAAAGAAGAUUGAUGAGAGACAACAAGGCUAUCCGCAGCAGAACCAACAAGAAUUGGCAUAUCAUCCACCUCCUCAGCAACAAGAUAACAACAUGCUCUCCAUGGCCUUAAAAAACUGCCCUCAGGGAACAUUGCCAGCAAACACGAACAUCAACCCCAAGGAGCAAAACCUGAAUCAGCUGAUGGUCGUAAGUCUCCGGAAUGGGAGAGAUUUAGACAGGGAGCAAGAAGUUGCACAAUCUAGUAAAGAGACUACGCCAGCCACUCCAGUUCCAUUGGAGGUAGAUGAAUUAGCAGAACUUACUGAAGUGGUGGUUGAACAGGUUCAGGAUGAUAAGGGUAAGGCUAAAGAGAGUGAACAAGCUGCAGAACAAGUGGUACCUCUUGUACUAAAAAACCCCAACAGAGAGAAGCCAGCUAGCAGUGCACAAAGGGUGAUACCUGCACCAUUCCCUCAGAGACUGGCAAAACAAAAUAAGGAAGAUCAAUACAGGAUAUUCAUGGAGAUGCUUUGUCAAAUUCAAUUGAAUAUUCCUCUGAUGGAUGCUUUGAUAGAGAUGCCAAGCUAUGCAAAGAUGAUGAAGGACCUAAUGUCACAAAAAUUUGACUUUCAGGACCUAUCCACAGUAACUCUGACACAGACCUACAGUGCAGUAGUGACAAGACCCAUGGCUCAAAAGAUGUCUGACCCAGGUCGAUUUACUAUUCCGUGCACUAUUGGGAGUUAUGCCUUUGCAAAGGCAUUAUGUGACUUAGGAGCCAGCAUAAACUUGAUGCCUCUGGCCAUAUACACCAAAAUGGGCAUUGGCAGAGCUAGACCGACUUUGAUGCUUUUGCAACUAGCUAACUGCACGGUUAAAAGGCCAACAUGGAUUCUUGAUGAUGUGUUGGUAGAUGAAGAGAUACCUAUCAUUUUAGGGAGGCCAUUCUUAGCCACUGGGAGAGCACUGAUCGAUUGUGAAACUGGGGAAUUAAAAAUGAGGUUGAACGAUGAAGAAGUCAUAUUCAAUGUUCAGCAAUCCAUGAGGAGACCCAGUGAAUAUGCUAAUUGCUCACUAGUGGAGGCGGUGGAUGUGAUCCUGCACGAAGAUGAGACCCUGACUGCUAAAGAUCCCUUGGGGGCUUGUCUGACAAAUUUAGAGGAGAUGGAUGGUUAA